GGUGAUGUCCCAAGGCAAGGGCAUAAGAUCAUUCAGAUGGCAGAUAACAGUUUUUCAGAUGGGGUUCCUUCAGAGUCCGCGGAAGCUGCUAAAAAUGCAAGUAAUACAGAAAAGCUCGCAGAUCAGGUAAUGCAGAACCCUCAAGUGUUGGCGGCUUUACAGGAGCGACUCGACGAUGUCUCUCACACGCCUUCCAGCUACAUCGAAACUUUACCUAAAGCCGUGAAAAGAAGAAUUAAUGCAUUGAAGCAACUUCAAGUGAGAUGUGCCCAUAUAGAAGCCAAGUUCUAUGAAGAAGUUCACGACUUGGAAAGAAAGUAUGCAGCGUUAUACCAGCCUCUCUUCGACAAGAGAAGAGAAUUUGUCACUGGGGACGUGGAGCCGACGGAUGCAGAAUCAGAGUGGCACAGCGAGGGCGAAGAGGAGGAGAAGCUGGCUGGAGACGUGAAAGAUAAAGCAGUUAUAGCAGAAGAAGCAGCAGCUGCUGCCGAAGAACCCAGCCCCAGAGGAAUCCCAGAGUUCUGGUUUACCAUCUUUAGAAAUGUGGACAUGCUGAGUGAGUUAGUCCAGGAAUAUGAUGAACCGAUCUUGAAACACCUGCAGGAUAUUAAAGUGAAGUUUUCCGACCCUGGACAGCCUAUGUCUUUUGUGUUAGAGUUCCACUUUGAGCCCAAUGACUACUUCACCAACUCCGUCCUGACCAAAACCUACAAGAUGAAGUCGGAGCCAGACAAGGCGGAUCCCUUCUCCUUCGAAGGCCCCGAGAUCGUUGACUGUGAUGGGUGCGCUGUCGAUUGGAAGAAAGGCAAGAAUGUUACUGUCAAAACCAUCAAGAAAAAGCAGAAGCACAGGGGUCGCGGCACGGUGAGAACCGUCACCAAGCAGGUGCCCAACGAGUCGUUCUUCAACUUCUUCAGCCCUCUGAAAGCAUCUGGGGAUGGAGAAACACUGGACGAAGAUUCCGAGUUCACCUUAGCCUCUGACUUUGAGAUCGGACACUUUUUCCGUGAGCGGAUAGUCCCGCGGGCUGUGCUGUACUUCACUGGGGAGGCCAUAGAGGACGACGACAAUUUUGAAGAAGGCGAAGAAGGAGAAGAGGAGGAAUUAGAAGGCGAUGAGGAGGGUGAAGAGGAGGAGGAUGCGGAAAUUAACCCCAAGAAAGAACCCAGCCAGCCGGCGGAGUGCAAGCAGCAGUGAGACGCGUGUGGCCUGCGGGGUGGUCGCCCCGUGGCCUGGCUGCCGGGACCCUGGGCCUGCAGGUGGGGG
This is a messenger RNA of Carlito syrichta (Philippine tarsier), 1266 nucleotides long. It is a transcript of the gene NAP1L4, whose product is annotated as nucleosome assembly protein 1 like 4. The record is from RefSeq and is a predicted model, not a curated record. Gene Ontology annotation, cellular component: chromatin; nucleus. NCBI's taxonomy places the organism in Eukaryota, Metazoa, Chordata, Mammalia, Primates, Tarsiidae. The transcript has 15 exons. Bases 37 to 1197 code for a protein of 386 amino acids. Gene Ontology annotation, biological process: nucleosome assembly. Gene Ontology annotation, molecular function: chromatin binding; histone binding.